Messenger RNA from Triticum aestivum (bread wheat), 2089 nucleotides. RefSeq lists its product as uncharacterized. The record is from RefSeq and is a predicted model, not a curated record. The transcript is spliced from 3 exons. Lineage: Eukaryota; Viridiplantae; Streptophyta; Magnoliopsida; Poales; Poaceae. The coding region runs from base 573 to 1559 and encodes 328 amino acids.
AUAUAUAUGCUGGGAAUGCUCAUGAUGCAGUAGAAAGGAUGGAGGGCCUAGGCAACACAUUUUGAGUGUGUAUGCUUUACAUACAUACAUACUCAGAUACAUAUACAUAAGUUAUUUGAGGAACCAUCUGAAAGAGAAUUUCCUCCUCAGAUUUGUUGUAAUCUUGAGUGUUUUUCUUUUCUCUAGUUAGAAUCUCUAGGAAACGCGUACUAGUUUCUACAGCACACUGCAGCAAGUCUCCCCUCUGCUCUUUCACGCGGGCUGCCAUUGCAUUGCAUGUUCAAAGGGUGAUAAAGCGAGCGAGCAGGCAGGUAUGAUGAGAGGAGGGAGACGCCCGGAAUGGCAAAACCGCUCGGGUCCUCUUCUUCUUUCGUCUCUCCAUUUUCGUCACAAGCAGACUCGCCGUACAGCGCGAAGCUACGCGGAAGGCGCCGCCCAACACCAAAGCUCCUCCGACGCGUCUCGUCUCCUGUCCUGCACUCCCCGCCUGCUCUGCUCUGUUAUUACUACCUCCAUCGCCACUUCACCACUUCACCAGUUGCCGAAGCGAGCGCCAGAGCACGAGACCGGCAAUGGCGGGCUCCACGCCUCCCUUCCUCCUCCUCCUCUUCGUCCUCGUCACCGCCGCCGCCGCCGCGGCCUCGGACUCGGGGGAGCGCCCGCGCGUCAUCCCCACCUUGGUCCAGUGCCACCCGCCGCACGCGCAGGCAGACGCCAACGCCAGCAGCGCCAAGAACGCCACGGCGUUCCAAGCCAACGUGCUCUCCCUCCUCGCCAACCUCCCCGCCGCCGCCGUGCCCACGGGCUUCGCGUCCCUGCGCUCCGCCGGAGUGGUCGGACGCGACGUCGCGUUCGUCCGCGGGCUCUGCUUCGGGUACGCCACGCCGUCCCAGUGCCGCGCGUGCCUGGCCGCCGCGGCCAAGAAGCUGACCGACGCCUGCGGUGCCCGCGGCCGGCGCGCCGGCGUCUGGACGGACGCCUGCUUCGCGUCCUACGCCGACACCAACCCGUCCUCGCCCAGUUACGAUGACUUCCGCGCGCGCGUCAUCACCGGCGCCGACGCGCUCGCCACCAGCUCGUCCCCCGAGCUGCAGAGCCUCGCCGACCUGGCGUGGCGCCUGGGGCCGGUCGCGCCCGCCAGCGCGAGGAUGCUGGUGGCCAUGGACUGGACGGCCGCAGCGAGCGACUACAAGAAGAACAGCACGGUGCGCGUGCUGGCGCAGUGCGCGCAGGACCGCACGGCGGCGGAGUGCGCGUGGUGCGUGCAGUACUCGGCGCGGGUGGCGGAGACCUGCGAGUGGUCCUGGUGCCCCCGGCAGUCGGCGCGGGCGGGGGACACCUGCUGCUGGGGCCUCGACGCGUGGCGCGACGGCGUGGCCGGCGCCGCCGUCGGCUUCGACUGCUACCUGCGCUUCGACGUCGCCGUCGCCACCGCCACCGUCACUUCCACUGCGCCGGCGCGGGUGCCCCCGCUCAGAAGGCUCGGGAAGCUGAUGAACGAUCAUCCUUUCCUCACCGCGGUGUUCGUCGGCGGCGGGCUGGCCGUGGCAGCAUUCUAACGGAAAUACAAAGUUGCAGGGCCGGCGGCCGUCCGGGCGGGAGUGAAGAUGGAGAUGACCCCCCCGCAACCGCAAGCCAGGAUGAUGGUUUGAUCUGAGCAACCGCUCGGCGAUCGAUCUGCACUGCAGCAACAACAACAUACUCCAGUAACCAAGUCUGUAAAUAAUUAAGCAUUCGUGCACUAAGUAGCAGCAGCAGCAUCGGCGACUUCAAACUUAAUUCGUGCUUGCAGAUCUCUUAUAUAGAAGAGAAACUUAAGUAUUGAACCUUUAGUCCUUGGUCCACCAUUGGUGCCCAUGCUACCAUAUAUUGGAGAAACUCUCGAUCUUAUUCUCAGCUAUGAAGUUAACAUGCAGUAAUAUGUGAGUUGCCACUUGCCAUACUGUUUGCGUACUGCUGCUUUGGGCUCCAAAACUUAUCUCAGUUGGGUGUUGCCAUUUUGUUACCAGGCUAUUUAUGUGUGAGUUACCGGGCUAUUCACAGACAAUUAUCACGAUGAGAACUUAAACUCCUUCGGACUGUUUUAGCA